AUGAUAUUCGGCAGGAAGUUUCGUUUGCAGACCGACCACGCACCUCUGGUUCGGAUCUUUGGAUCUCGGAAAGGUAUUCCGGUUUAUACGGCGAGUCGUUUACAGCGGUAUGCACUGACUCUUCUGUUGUACGACUUUAUAAUCGAGCAUGUGCCAACCGAUAAAUUUGGAAAUGCAGACGUUCUAUCAAGACUGAUCAAUAAUCACGCCAAACCAGAGGAGGAUUAUGUGAUUGCGAGCGUGAUUUUGGAAGAAGAUAUGCGGUUCGUAGCGGACGAAGCAAUUAGAGGCCUUCCCCUCAGUUUCAAGAUAGUGGAACAGGCGACACAAGUCGAUAAGCAGCUACGCAGAGUCUAUCGGUAUCUUCGAGAAGGCUGGCCGGAAGAGGCCAAGAUCGACGAUUCAGAGAUACGGCGAUUCUUUGGUCGGAAAGAUUCUUUGUGUACCAUUGGAGAGUGCAUUAUGUUCGGGGAACGAUUAGUGAUUCCAGAAAAGUAUAGGCAGCAAUGUUUACGCCAGUUGCAUCGUGGACACCCUGGCAUACUGCGAAUGAAGGCGCUAGCUAGGAGUUAUGUGUAUUGGCCGUCGAUUGAUGACGAGAUCGCCCAGUACGUCAAGGCCUGUAAGCAUUGUGCUUCCGUAGCAAAAUGUCCACCAAAAGCAGCACCGGUUCCGUGGCCAAGACCGAUGGGUCCAUGGAAGCGUGUUCACGUGGAUUUUGCUGGUCCAAUCGACGGAGUUUAUUAUUUGUUAGCCGUGGACGCACACUCGAAGUGGCCUGAAGUUGUGGCAACGCAACGAAUAACAUCGACUGCCACCAUCAACAUCCUGCGUAGCAUCUUUGCCCGGCUGGGAAUGCCUGAAACUCUCGUCAGUGAUAAUGGCACACAGUUCACGAGCAGCGAGUUCAAGAAGUUCUGCAGUGAUAAUGGCAUAGAUCACGUAACCACGGCUCCUUUCCACCCACAGUCAAAUGGUCAAGCAGAAAGGUUCGUGGACACGUUCAAGCGUGCUCUGAAGAAAAUACAGGAGGGGGAAGGCAGAGUUGGUGAAGCAUUGGAUGUUUUUCUUCUAACAUACCGUACAACGCCAAAUAGGCAGGUCGAAGAAGGGAAAUCACCGUCCGAAGCAAUGUUUGGCCGGCAAAUUAGAACGAGUUUAGACCUGCUCCGCCCUCCACCAGUGCUCCCACAGAGUGAAGACGACAACGGUAAUCAGAAUCGAAGGACCUUUUCUGCGCACGAUUUAGUCUACGUGAAAGUGUAUAGUAACAACAAGUGGCGUUGGGCACCUGGUACCGUUUGUGAGAGAAUUGGCAACGUGAUGUACACCAUUUGGGUCGAAGGUCAACGGAUGAUACGAUCGCACGUUAAUCAGCUGCGCACUCGUGGCGGUACACAACAAGGCAGCCGUUCGCUACAAUCUUCUGCGUUGCCUCUUAACGUUCUUUUGGAUGCGUGGAACAUCCCAAGACCCACACCGACAGUUUCAGCACAACCAUCGUCUCUGUUGGCCUCCGAUGACUUUUCCAACCAACUGGAGUCCUCUGUUGAUUUUCAACCGUUGCUACCAACUUCUUCUUCGUCCUCGUCAACGUCUCAAUCAUCGUCUUCAAUAUCUGCAUCAUCAGCAGAGUUCGUAUCAGCAGAUAGCGAACCAAUUACACCGGUACAGCUUCCACGUCGCUCUUCGCGAAAUCGAAGACCGCCGCAGUGGUUUGAUCCGUACCACCUCUAUUGAGAAGGGGGGAUGUUGGGGACAACUGGAAUGCGAA
Armigeres subalbatus is the source of this 1774-nucleotide messenger RNA. RefSeq lists its product as uncharacterized. Gene Ontology annotation, molecular function: nucleic acid binding. Lineage: Eukaryota; Metazoa; Arthropoda; Insecta; Diptera; Culicidae. Gene Ontology annotation, biological process: DNA integration. The transcript has a single exon. The record is from RefSeq and is a predicted model, not a curated record. Bases 1 to 1740 code for a protein of 579 amino acids.